Messenger RNA from Paramecium primaurelia, 566 nucleotides. NCBI's taxonomy places the organism in Eukaryota, Ciliophora, Oligohymenophorea, Peniculida, Parameciidae. The record is from the annotation of a GenBank genome assembly.
AUGUAUGAAUUCAAAGAAGAUUAAUUCAAUUAAAUAUUGAUUUUUUUAUACUUUUAAAUGAUACAUGUAUUUAAAAAAGUACAAAAGUUAUUGGAAAAUUUACACAAGACAUCCUUCAGAUCCAUAAUUUGAUAAAGAAAAUUUUAAUGGAUCUUGAAAAUUGUCGAUGAUUUUUUGAGUCUUUGGAACAAACCUAAUUAAUUUAUUUCAGGAGUCAAGAUUAUUCAUAGCAGUAAUUAUACUGAAUCAAAAAAUAGAAUGUGUUUACUAAAGAAUGUGCCUUUAUUACUACCUUAAUGACUUUGAUUAUAAUUCAACAAUUCAGCCAAUAUGUAAUUCGAAAAAAGGGUUUGGCAUAUGGAGAAUUCUGAAAGGAUGUAAAAAGCAAGCAAAAGGAAUUUUUAUUAGGUUUGCACUGUAAUGAGGAAAAGUAAAAGGUCCUUAAAAUUGGUCAGAUAUAAAUAGGAUAAUUCAUAGUGAAUUUUAAGGAAUCUAUCAAUCUUAUGAUAGCUUUCAAUAUUGCUCUGGCCACUUGUGAGUUAAAGCAAAGAAUAAGGGAUUAAUGA